Ostertagia ostertagi is the source of this 540-nucleotide messenger RNA. The record is from the annotation of a GenBank genome assembly. NCBI's taxonomy places the organism in Eukaryota, Metazoa, Nematoda, Chromadorea, Rhabditida, Trichostrongylidae.
UCAUAUCCAACCAGUUUCACAUUGAUAAUCCGUCUGUAUCCCUGCACAGCUCCCAUACUCACUGCAAUUGGUCGAAGUUCUUUCCGUGGCUUUUUUACGAUGGCGGAGCGCACACCUUUUUUGAAGGGAAUGCCGCUACCGUCGUGUUUUUGUGCGAACCGUUUUCGCUAUGUGAUUCUGUGCUUAGGCCUUAUGUGUCUGACCUCCGUCUGUUCAAAUUACGUUAUUAUCAAUUUCACAUUCAUUUGCAUGGUCAACGACGAUGCGGAACAAAUCGCCGCUGGAAAUGGAUCAUUUCGUGGUCGCUAUGAGUAUACUCCGCUAGAAAAGAGUGAAAUUACAUGGGCUGUGGCGGUCGGUACCAUAGUCGGAACAGUGCCCAUCAACUAUUGGUAUAUCAGAUCUGGAGCGAGAUGGCCAUUUUUCGUAUCGGGAAUGAUGUCUGUAGUUUCUACUGCUUUACUGCCAACUGCUGCCUACCUGGGCCUUCGCUAUCUCUUGGUCUUUCGAUUCAUACAGAUGUUUGGAACCGAAAAGUGU